Messenger RNA from Suncus etruscus (white-toothed pygmy shrew), 1697 nucleotides. RefSeq names its product carboxypeptidase N subunit 1 (gene CPN1). The transcript is spliced from 9 exons. Gene Ontology annotation, molecular function: zinc ion binding; metallocarboxypeptidase activity. The coding region runs from base 222 to 1628 and encodes 468 amino acids. Lineage: Eukaryota; Metazoa; Chordata; Mammalia; Eulipotyphla; Soricidae. The record is from RefSeq and is a predicted model, not a curated record. Gene Ontology annotation, biological process: proteolysis.
AGCUGAGCAGAGAUUCUGCAGCACAUCAAUAGUUUCCAGCGCUGGACGGGACAGAGGUGGACCUCCUGCCCCAAGACCUUUCCCCUGGGCGUUUGCUGGUGGGAAGCGAGGAAGAGCUGAUUCUCACACUCUGGGAUUUUUGCCUAGCUAAGGGGCCUAGGCUGGUGGGAGAGGCACUGGGGGCCGUUGCAGGAUCUUUCUGGAAACGCCCAACAAGAAAGAUGUCAGAUCUGCCCUCACUCUUCCUCCACCUCCUCCUGUUCAGCAAGUUGGUGGCCCCGGUGACCUUCAAGCACCACAGCUACGGUGACCUGGUGAGGACCUUGUACAAAGUGCACAACGAGUGUCCGUAUAUCACUCGCAUCUACAGCAUCGGGCGCAGCGUGAAGGGAAGACACCUCUACGUGCUGGAGUUCAGCGACAACCCGGGAAUCCAUGAGCCCUUGGAGCCAGAAGUCAAGUACGUGGGCAACAUGCAUGGCAACGAGGUGCUGGGCCGCGAGCUGCUGCUGCAGCUGUCCGAGUUCCUGUGCGAGGAAUUCCGCAGCGGGAACCAGCGCAUCGUGCAGCUGCUGGAGACCACCCGCAUUCACAUCCUGCCGUCCAUGAACCCAGACGGCUACGAGGUGGCGGCCACCCAGGUACAGCCCGCCCGCGCUGGCUACAGCUUUGAUAAUCUGAUAGGCCGAAACAAUGCAAAUGGGGUGGACCUGAACCGAAACUUCCCCGACCUCAAUGCCUACAUCUACUACAAUGAGAAAAAUGGGGGCCCCAACCAUCACUUGCCCCUUCCGGACAACUGGAAAAGUCAGGUGGAGCCCGAGACGCAGGCAGUGAUCCACUGGAUCCGCUCCUUCAACUUUGUCCUCUCAGCCAAUCUCCAUGGUGGCGCCGUGGUGGCCAAUUACCCUUAUGACAAGUCUCUGGAGCAUCGCUUGAGGGGCUUCCGCCGCACCUCCAACACUCCUACGCCGGAUGACAAGCUUUUCCAGAAGCUGGCUAAAGUCUACUCAUACGCGCAUGGCUGGAUGCACCAUGGUUGGAACUGUGGGGACUACUUCCCAGAAGGCAUCACCAACGGGGCCUCCUGGUAUUCUCUCAGCAAGGGAAUGCAAGACUUCAAUUACCUCCACACCAACUGCUUUGAGAUCACCUUGGAGCUGAGUUGUGACAAGUUUCCACGCCAGGAAGAACUGCGCCGGGAGUGGCUGGGGAACCAGGAGGCUCUGAUCCAGUUUCUGGAGGAGGUGCACCGAGGAAUCAAGGGAAUGGUGCUGGACGAGAACAACAACCCUCUCCCCCAGGCGGUCAUUUCUAUAGGUGGCAUCAACCAUGAUGUCACUUCAGGUGACCACGGUGACUACUUCCGACUCCUGCUUCCAGGUACCUAUGUUGUCACUGUCUCAGCACCUGGGUAUAACCCAGAGACAAUGAAUGUGAUCGUGGGUCCUGGGAAACCGAAACUGGUUAAUUUCCAACUCAAGAGAAACACCCCUCCAGCUGCCCCUACGAAGAGAGAUCCCCACUCUCUUCCCAGAGGGAGAGUCCUCCCAAAGAAAACUCAGGCCCGAGUCGCCAGAAGGAAGGCACCUGAGAUGAACGCCACCCUGCCCCUGGCCAAGCUUUAGUGCUGUCUUUCUCCUGGAGCCCUCGGGUUUGUAAUCUGGGAUGUCUUUAAAGAAGUGUUGAAAGAAUGA